AUGACUCCGAUUUUUUCCCGUUCCUUUUCAGUCCCGCUGCGUAUCUCAGAGAUUGCCUUUGCGGCGAUACAUGCUGCCUCGGCGCAUGUCCACCAAGAGACCACAAAGCAAGAGUUCGGUUCGCCCGAGGCUGGGCGGGAUGUCCAUCGUACUCAGUUUGCGAAAAUGGCUCUUUCGUGA
Penicillium oxalicum is the source of this 180-nucleotide messenger RNA. RefSeq lists its product as uncharacterized. The record is from RefSeq and is a predicted model, not a curated record. NCBI's taxonomy places the organism in Eukaryota, Fungi, Ascomycota, Eurotiomycetes, Eurotiales, Aspergillaceae. The transcript is spliced from 2 exons. The coding region runs from base 1 to 180 and encodes 59 amino acids.